Onychostoma macrolepis is the source of this 3851-nucleotide messenger RNA. It is a transcript of the gene b3gat1b, whose product is annotated as beta-1,3-glucuronyltransferase 1 (glucuronosyltransferase P) b. The record is from RefSeq and is a predicted model, not a curated record. Gene Ontology annotation, cellular component: Golgi membrane. Gene Ontology annotation, biological process: carbohydrate metabolic process; chondroitin sulfate proteoglycan biosynthetic process. Gene Ontology annotation, molecular function: galactosylgalactosylxylosylprotein 3-beta-glucuronosyltransferase activity. The transcript has 5 exons. The coding region runs from base 1746 to 2753 and encodes 335 amino acids. Lineage: Eukaryota; Metazoa; Chordata; Actinopteri; Cypriniformes; Cyprinidae.
UUGGGAGUGAGAAUGGGUUGGCUGAUCGGGUUAGUCGCACAGGUGCUCCUAAAUAUGUUUUGAUAGUCGCACACAGUAGCUACUUUUCAGUCGCCCUGUAUAGCCCUGGCAAUGUGUCAUGAUAUUUUCUCUUCUUUUUUUUUUAAAUUUACGUUUCGCACAACCGCCAAGUCGAUGCUGCCUAUCCAUUUGUGAAUAAAUAUGCUCGACUCUGACUGGGGGGAGGGGGCAAAUACACUGGGACCUGACCCAAUCGCAAUUCUUUAUAUGCGUGCAUAUAUUUGAUAUUCUCUCUGUAUAUUGUAUCAUUAACUGUUCAUUUUCUAUGCAUCUGUAUCUCUUCCAGCAAAAUAAUAUAUACAAAACAUGAAAAAAUAUUUUAAAGGUCUUGUCAUUAUCGUAAUCACUUGGUGCCCCCCUAUUGGCUGGUGCCCCAGGGCACUCGCCCAAUCCCGUCUAUGGAUAAUCCGGCCCUGCUCCACGUCAGUAUAUCAGUGUCUGAUUUCCAUCCCAGUUUGAGUCUAUCAACCUCUCUAAAUUCCUCAGUCUGAUCUCCACAUAUGUCUGAUUCCAUUGACUGAUAUCCACCUCACUCUGAUUUUACUUUCUGACCGUCUGUUUUCACCUGAGUUACACAUUGGUCUGAUUUCACUGUUUUAUCUCCAUUUUAGUUUGAUUUCAAUAUCCCAGCUUUCUGAUAUAUCCAGAUAUUUAAAUUCAAAGUCUACAGUUCGAUUUCACCAUCUCAUCUCAUCUAAUUAUAAUGUCUGAUUUCCAGCUCAAUUUGAUCUUAUUCCUAUCUCAACCCUCUCUGAUUUUUACAUCAGUCUGAUUACAUUGUCUCAUAACCAACUUAAGUCUGAUUUUAUUUACCGACAGUCUGUUUGAUUUCAUUGUCUGAUUUCCAUCUCAGUUUGACUUCACAGUCUGAUAUCUACCUCAGUCUGAUUUCACUGUGUGAUCCCCACCUGAGUCUGAUUUCACUCUUUAAUUUCCACCAUUGUCUUGUCUUAACCUCUGUCUGAUAUCUCACUCUGAUCUCCAACCCAGUCUGAUUCUGCUUUCUGAUGAGUUCACUGUCUACAGUCUUUUUUCACCAUUUGAUCUCAAUCUCGGUCUGAUUCUAAUGUCUGAUUUCCAGCUCAAUUUGACCUUACUGUCUGAUACCAAACCGAGUCUGAUAUCCACUUCAGUUUGAUUUCACUGUUCGAUUUCCAUCUCUGUCUCAUUUAACUUCAGUUCAGUCUGAUUUUUCUGUCUCAUUGCUGUGCCGUCUUUUAAACUCAGCCUCUCCACAGUGAUUGAGACAGAUGAUUGCAGCUUUACUCGUGUGGGAUGAUCUGAUCGGUGAGAAUUAAACAGGACAGACAUUGUGUGGAGGAAAACCCACACUUCACAGCAUCUCAGAACAGUCUUAGAACCUAAUGGAUAAAACAAAGCCUCAUUCUUGAGGUAAUAUUACUGUAUUGCUCAUGUUUUGAGAAUUUCAGUUGGUGACGUUGUUGAUGAGUGCCCUUUGUCCCCGCUGCCAUCUCCCAUCAACAUCCACAAUUGCAGUCUUUGUUGUCUGAAUGAGAGGACACAUUCUUCCUGCUGGCCCUGGCACUGCUGACACCAGCCCAGCAGCCUCUCUCUCCAUCUCUUAUUGUCUUUUCUCUCUCAAAGGCCACCAGCAGGAUAUCUGACUGAUAAACAGAGUGUGUAAAUUACUCAAGGCAAAGAGAAAAAGAUGGAACAUAUAAGACAUGCCGAAAAGAAAGGACGUCCUGGCACUCUUUUUGAUUUUGUUACCGUGGACUUUAUUGAUCACAUUUUGGCACCAGCACGCUGACAACUCCUUGAUUCCAGUCCCUAAAGAUAACAGAACUAGGGCCAGUAAAGCUCACCAAAGAGGCUUUCAACUUCAUGAGUCCUGCGUCACCGAGAACAAGCGCAUCACUAUGGCCAACCAGAUGAGGUACAUCCACCAGCGACCUCCAACCUGGUCUGACACCCUGCCAACUCUUCACGUAAUAACUCCAACCUACAGGAGACCCGUCCAGAAGGCCGAGUUGACCCGCCUCACUAACACCUUCCUACAUGUCCCCAACCUUCACUGGCUGGUGGUGGAGGACUCGGUGCAGAAGACGGCGAUAGUGUCCAGACUGCUGGAGAACACGGGACUGAAUUACACCCACUUGAACGUAGAGACGCCUGAGAAUCUCAAAACACAAAAGAAGCCCAAAAAUGUACGUAUCCCACGAGGCACCAUGCAGAGGAACCUGGCACUCCGCUGGCUCAGGGAGAACAUCAACCCAAACUCCAGUCGUAAAGGAGUCGUGUAUUUUGCAGAUGAUGACAAUACUUACAGCUUAGAGCUGUUUGAGGAGAUGCGUUGGACUCAUAAAGCCUCAGUCUGGCCGGUCGCCUUCGUCGGAGGUCUCCGGUACGAAUCGCCCAAAAUCAACUCUCAAGGCAAAGUGUUCGGCUGGAGGACUGUGUUUGACCCUCAUCGACCUUUCGCCAUCGACAUGGCCGGGUUUGCCGUGAACCUUCAGCUCAUCCUCGGCAAACCUCAAGCCUACUUUAAGUUAAAAGGGGUAAAAGGUGGAUACCAAGAAAGUAGUCUGCUACAGGAUCUGGUCACCCUCAGUGACCUGGAACCCAAAGCCGCUAACUGCACAAAGAUACUGGUUUGGCACACCCGGACAGAAAGACCCUUGCUUGUGAAUGAAGGAAAAAAGGGAUUCACAAAUGGCAGCAUGGAAGUAUGAUGAACUGCUUUCAUACUGUUUUAGAAGUUGAACAAAGCCUAAGUAUCUGGAACAAAAGUAAUAGAAAAUUGUUUACAGCAUUGCAUGUAAACAAUCAGAGACACACUGAAGUAUUUGACUUAAGGCUGGAAUACACUACAUGACUUUUGCCCAGAUUUUUGCAGUCUGCAGGAGUCGAUGCAUGUUGAAAGUUGCAGCCAGUCUACAGAUACUGGGCAAAAGUUGACACUGUAAAAAAAAUAAUCUAUAAAAUUUAUGGAAAAAAAAAAAAGCAGCUGAAGUUGCUAGAACCUUAUUGCAAAAAAUAUAGUACGGAUUUUACAGACUGUACUAAUUUACAGUUGAAUAACGUCAUUGUCUUUUUGGCAAAAUGCCAAAGUACUCAAAUCUGUUUGCCACCUUUAUAAUAAAAUGACAACUACCAUAAAAAACCACAGGUGGUAAAGAGGGACCCACAUAAUGAAUCAAAGUUCAAGUAGCUUUUCCACAAGCUGAGAAUAUUAAUAAUUAGAAGGUGCACAGUUUCAUCCACAAAAAUACAAAACACCAUCAUGGUAACACAUGAGACUUAAAUAAUGCAAUAAACAUUUAACAACAUGAGAUAUAACAUACGUAAAGCCCUAAUGUACAUAACUGAUAACAAAAAAAACUAAGAAACAUUUAAAAAAAAAAAAAGAAAAACGAUCACACAAGGAAUAAUUUCCCACUAAAUUAUAAGAUGCUCUUUUUGACUUUUUAACUUUCAAAAACUGUGUAUUUAAGAGUAUUUUACAUUUAAAUGUUCCAUUAGAUCUAUACUCUUAAAAAUAAAGGUGCUUCACGAUGCCAUAGAACAGUGCUUCCCAAUCCUGGUCCUGGAGAACCCUCAACACUGCACGUUUUUGAUGUCUCUCUUAUCCAACACACACAUUUGAGAUCUUGGAGUUUUUACUAAUGAACUGAGUUCAAUCAGGUGUGUUUGAUUAGGGAGGCAUUUAAAAUAUGCAGUGUUGGGCAUUCUCCAGGACCAGGAUUGGGUCUAAAUGGCUCCAUAAAGAACCUUUAAAGGGAUCCCUGGGUAUUAAGACAUGUACAGGUGCUGGUCAUGUAAUUAGAAUA